AAGUGUUCUCGCUGCCAGGGGGUGCUGUACUGCGGGCGCGAGCACCAGAGCGCGCACUUCGCCGAGCACAAAGCUCUCUGCAGACAGAUCAAGAAGGCCCGCGACCUGAUGGAGAAGGAGGCGGACAAGGUCCGCAACGCCGACGAGGACGACAUGUUCACGCCCGCGAACGCCUUCGAGACGGACGUUGGUCACUUCUGGGGGGUCCUCAACACGCGCCCCUACAUGCGCGCCAAGAUGGGGUUGAUCCGCGCGCUGUCCAUGCUCGACUUUCGUCCGGCCAUUGAGGCGGCGCUGGCCGAAGCCAAAGACUCCCUGCGCCUGUGCCGCAGCGACAACGUCGGCAUCCGCGACCUCGUGCCGACGCUCAUGCUGCUGCUGGGCCAGUACCAGGAGGCCUACGACUUCAUCAAGUGGUACGCGACGACCGGCGAAGAUCCACACUACAGCUGGGGCGACAUGGAGCUGCCCUUCCUGGACAUGCACGACGCCGACAUGACGGAGGAAGAGCUGCCGGUGGAUGGCCGCAAUCUUUUCUUCCUGAGCUCCCUCGUGUGCAUCAAGAUGACGCUGGCCAAGUCCAUCAAGGACGCCAUUGUGGCGCACGAGCUGGCGGACCGCGCGUCGCUUCCUGCGGGCGUGACAGACUCACUGGGGAAGUUCCUGGCGCCAAAUAGACACACGCGCAGCCUCGCGGACCUCAAGAAGCUUCACAAGAAGCUCGCGAGCCAGACACAAAAGAUUUUUUCGCUCACGCACGCCCAGAACAAGCACUUCUGGGGCGCGAUGCUGGACCCAGCGCCUAUGAUUCAAGCGCCCGAUCCGUCUUACUACUCGGACGGCGAUGAAAGCCAAGUCAAGAUCUGGGUGAAGCAGAACGCCAUGCUGUGG
Molecule: messenger RNA, 891 nt
Organism: Phytophthora sojae
Lineage: Eukaryota; Oomycota; Peronosporomycetes; Peronosporales; Peronosporaceae
Exons: 1
Source: RefSeq, a predicted model, not a curated record